Trypanosoma cruzi is the source of this 348-nucleotide messenger RNA. Its product is annotated as small nuclear ribonucleoprotein SmD3, putative. The record is from RefSeq and is a predicted model, not a curated record. The coding region runs from base 1 to 348 and encodes 115 amino acids. The transcript has a single exon. Gene Ontology annotation, biological process: spliceosomal snRNP assembly; RNA processing. Lineage: Eukaryota; Euglenozoa; Kinetoplastea; Trypanosomatida; Trypanosomatidae. Gene Ontology annotation, cellular component: U5 snRNP; spliceosomal tri-snRNP complex; pICln-Sm protein complex. Gene Ontology annotation, molecular function: RNA binding.
AUGAGUACGUUUAGCAUUCCGCUGAAGGUGCUGUUUGACGCUAUUGGCACGACGAUAUCACUUGAGGUCUCUAAUGGUGAGCUCUACACGGGCACGCUGAGCGAGGUGCAGGAUAAUAUGAACGUCUUGCUCAUUUCUGCGAAGAAGACAAAGAAGUCAGGAAAGACGGUGGAUCUGAAUUCCGUGUUUGUUCGCGGCUCCUCCAUCGUUUUUUUUCAGCUUCCUGAUGCCUUGCGCACCAGCCCGGCGUUAGUGAAGGCGGGACAGGUGCUGACCAACGCAUUGGACAAUAGAGGAGAUAGCAAGGGCUUCGGCGCACGGCGUGUAGUAAAGCGAGGACGAGAAUAA